This is a messenger RNA of Pantherophis guttatus, 3683 nucleotides long. It is a transcript of the gene LIN7A, whose product is annotated as lin-7 cell polarity scaffold A. NCBI's taxonomy places the organism in Eukaryota, Metazoa, Chordata, Lepidosauria, Squamata, Colubridae. Gene Ontology annotation, molecular function: protein binding. The record is from RefSeq and is a predicted model, not a curated record.
GCGCCCUUUUUCCACCUCUCCCCCCCCCUCAUUUCUCUCUUUCACACUCACAUACACACCGUUUACGCAUCUCCCGGUCUUGCCCCCACAUCCCGUCCUCCUCCCUCUCCCUCCCCGUCCUCCCCUUAGCCCCUCCUUGCCCUCCCCCCCCCCACUCCUGCUCCCAAUCACACUCCCGCCCGAUACUGGAGCCCGGCGUCAUUUCAGCUUCAGCCGAUCAGCAGACAUGGCGACGACGCUGACAGCGGUCCAGCCGCUCACUCUGGACCGAGAUAUUGCCAGAGCAAUUGAACUACUAGAGAAACUUCAAGAAUCGGGAGAAUUACCAGGACACAAGCUACAGUCACUUAAAAAAGUACUGCAGAGUGAGUUUUGUACAGCUAUCAAAGAGGUAUAUCAAUACAUGCAUGAAACCAUAAAUGUUAGUGGCUGCCCCGAAUUCCGUGCCAGGGCUACCGCCAAGGCAACAGUUGCUGCAUUUGCAGCUAGUGAAGGGCAUUCUCAUCCCCGAGUGGUAGAACUGCCAAAGACGGAUGAAGGCCUUGGCUUUAACGUAAUGGGAGGAAAAGAACAAAAUUCUCCUAUUUAUAUUUCUCGCAUAAUUCCUGGAGGAGUAGCUGAGAAGCAUGGAGGACUCAAACGGGGAGACCAGCUGCUUUCUGUUAAUGGAGUGAGUGUGGAAGGAGAACAUCAUGAGAAAGCAGUGGAACUUCUGAAGGCUGCUAAGGACAGUGUGAAGCUGGUGGUGCGUUACACUCCCAAAGUUUUAGAUGAGAUGGAAGCUCGCUUUGAAAAACUGAGGACAGCACGGCGUAGGCAACAGCAACAGUUGUUAAUUCAGCAGCAACAGCAGCAGCAGCAAAAUGCACAGCAGAAUCAUAUGUCAUAGAUGGCUAUCAAGAAAGACUUUCUAAACCAAGAAUGUAACAACUUAAUAGCAAAGCUGUGCUUUGUAUUCCAACUUUACAAUAAAGAGCAAGAGCAACUGUGUUCACCAGCAAACUGUGCAAAAUUACAAUAAGAACAGUUUGGGAAGUCAGCAGCAUAAUCAACUCUUUCUGUGAUUUUUCUCAGAAUUGUACCUAGGAUGAAAGGUUUAUUUGAGUCUUCUUUUGUAUGGUAAGGUACUCAUGAUGACAACUUGUUAACAAAAUUCAAGAAUACACAAUCAUUAUGUAUGUGUGUGUGUGUGGCCCAAUUCUGUAUUCUUUACAAUGAAACUUAAAUGAGAAUUUGCCAGAACAGUGUAAGAUGGGCCCCAUCAAGAAUGAAGACUAUCCUGGGCUUGUAGCCCUUUUGCAGUUGUAAUCUUCCUUUUAAAAUAUAAGUGAUAGACUAUAUAUAUAGCAAAGCCCAUCAGAUUGUACAUUCCCAUGAAAAGCAAGGCAUUAUGGACAAAUAUAUUCCACAUCUGCAUGUUAUUAUCUUGCAUAAUAGUUUCACAAUCAUAUAGCAUUGUUGCAUCCAAAUUAACAUAAUUUUCCAUUUUUCCUUCUGCAUAAUUCUCUUUUUCCUAAAGUUACAAUGUUUUGUUGAUUAGUCAAUUGAGCUGAUGAGGUGUGGGAUGAAAAGGAGAUUAUUAAUUACUUGUAAAGUGAUUACUUAUCAACUCAUGAGUGGUAGGCACUAUCCUAAAGUAGUAAUCCAUCUUCCCCCUUACAUAAGAAUAUGUAAAGGAGAAAUGCCGGUAGUAAGAAGGAAUGAUGACGCUUCUGCUUCAGUGCAAACUAUGUCACAAGUUUAAACUGUCUGAAACAGAUGAGAUUUCUUUUAAAAGCUGUUUAGCUUUAGGCUUUGGACUUUUUUCAUGAAACGUAGUAUUACAUAAAAAUAUGUAGGUCUGAGGUCAGAAUCAUACACAUCAGAUGAGUUAGGAUUGUCUUUAGCCUUCUGACUGGAAAUUCUGGAAAUUUCAGUUAUAAUACACUUGGUGAGCGUUUGAUUGGGGAUAGCUGCUAUACCUUUGAGACAAUCCUACUGAACCCAAGAAGACUUAUUUUUGAAUAAAUACACAUAAUAGGCCAGGCCAGGCCAGGUAAUCACACUUUCCCUUGAGGUAAGAUUUUUUUUGUCACAGAUUUCCUAUAUGCCCAGUACCAGAAAGAGGCUUGAAUAAUAAUCUUUCCAGCUAAUAAAUGGACCAUGGUGGAUUUGAGAUGCAACUCAAAGUGAAGCUAUGUGAUGGCCUAAAUCCACUCUUUAUAAGUGGGUCGUGUUCCUUUGUGAAGUAGCUUCAAAGGGCUGCUUCAAGCUUACGACACUAACAAAGUUAAUCAGUCUUUUCACACUUGGACAACCUCACCCUAUAGUAUUAGAGUGCAAGUCAUAUGCAAAAGUUAUGCAGAUGUAAUCAAUUCAUUAAUCAAGUCAUCAAGUAAAAUGUCUUUGAUUUGCUGGAGUUCUUAUUUGUAUGCCAUUCCAUUUGUAGAUAAAAUUCUUAUUCCUGGAGAAUACCAGGCACAAGUUUAAUUCUAUCUUUUGUGAGCAGUAAAAUUAGAAAACUGUAUUUUUGAACAUAGGCAUUCCUAUUAUAUCUAUUAUAGUUAUAUCCCUGAAUCUAAACUAAGUAUACAGUAUAUUGAUAAGAUAUAUAGAGAGAGAUAUUAUUAUCUAAUAUAUAUGCAUAUGUUGUCAUAAUAUAUUUGUUUCAGAUGUAGGUUCUGUAUAUUGCAAACAUUUUUGAGAUGAUGUUAAAAUAACUAAUGGUAUUUCACAAUUUUAUCUAUUUUUCCAAUAUAUUUAUUUCUGAUGUUGUUAGAUUUAGUAUUAAAACAUAUAGUAGAAACUUCUUUUUGUGUAACAAUGCAGCUUUCCCAAUGUGGUAUGCUUUAGAUGUGUUUGCAUUACAAGUCCCAAAAUUUCUGGCUAAUAUGGCUAUAUUUCCUUUUCUGGAAGGCACCACCUUGUGUGAUUUAGCAUACAGGGCUCUUGUGCAGAUUAUAGCUGGAUAAUUGAUUUAAACAUUAUUAUUAACUAAUUUUAUUGUCAAAGUGAGAAGUUAUGUGCACCAAAGAGGCACAAAUGUUUUUGAUGUAAUGUUAUCUUUAGUUAAGUAGAUUAGUUCAGUAUCUGACUCCAUUCCUACAUAUAAAAUUUGAUCAUUUACUUUAUGCAUACAGUCUCUGACUUACUUGGAUAUGUAGCAAUACAUUUUCAGCAAUGGUAUUAAAUCAUUUGCAUGAAGUCAAUUGAAUUAAAUCAUUUCAAUACUCUGUAUAAAAUGAACAUUGAAAUAGGAUGUGGUCAGCUAUUGCUAUUUUUUUUUCAAAGGAUACAUUAACUCUGUUGCAAUGUUACAAGAAUCCCCCCUCCCCGUUUACCCAGCAGAGCUAAACAAAUGAACUCACAGGAAUUCAAGAUGCCUAAUAAAUAGUGAAGAAAGUUAGGAAACCAUGGGCCAACAAUUCUAGAGAGGGCUACACAGAACAUAGAAGUGACAUUCAAAUACUUUUGCACCUUUUUUUAAUUCUUGCCUUAUGUAAUAGACUCCUGUUUUGUCUGGGGUGGCCAAUUUCUAUGUGCUCUUAUUUUUGUAGGGUUUUGUAGGGACAGAAUUCUUUACUGACUGUGUGAGAACUACUUCUAAUACCAAUAACACGGAGGGCAAUGUGUUUAUUGUUGCCCAGGAACUAAUAACACUAUCAUAUUUGUCAGUUUGUGAGAAUAAAAAGUCCUUCACAUCC